Messenger RNA from Heterostelium album PN500, 1791 nucleotides. RefSeq names its product methionine--tRNA ligase (gene mmetS). NCBI's taxonomy places the organism in Eukaryota, Evosea, Eumycetozoa, Acytosteliales, Acytosteliaceae. The transcript has 2 exons. Gene Ontology annotation, molecular function: ATP binding; methionine-tRNA ligase activity. The record is from RefSeq and is a predicted model, not a curated record. The coding region runs from base 1 to 1791 and encodes 596 amino acids. Gene Ontology annotation, biological process: methionyl-tRNA aminoacylation.
AUGUUAAAUAUCCAUAGAAUUACAAACAGAUAUUUAACUAGCUAUUAUCAAACUGUUAGAUGUCAAUCAUUUUAUACUUCAACAUCAAUCAAUCAUUCAGAUACUAUCAAUAACAACCACAACAACAACAGUAAUCACAACAAAAUAAAUGAUAACUAUAGUAGCAGUCAUAACAACAGCAGUCAUCAAUUGAAUAAUAAAUUAAUAACAACACCUAUAUUCUAUGUUAAUGGUACACCACACAUAGGUCAUCUCUAUACAUCGGUAUUGGGUGAUGCCAUAGCUAGAUGGAACAGAUUCUGCAAUGAUAAAGUACUCUACAUGACCGGUACCGAUGAACACGGUCAAAAAGUACAAGAUGCUGCAAAGAAAGCUCAAAAAGAUAAUAUUGUUUAUUGUGAUGAAAUAUCUGGUGUUUUUAGGAAAUCAUUUGAUCAAUUCGGUAUAUCAUAUGACGAUUAUAUUAGAACGACAGAACAACGACACAAGAAUGUAGUUCAUGAUAUGUGGAAUAAAUUAGAUGGAAAUGGUCUGAUAUAUAAAGGUAGCUAUGAAGGUUGGUAUUGUGUAUCGGAUGAAGCGUUUUUGACCAAUGAUCAAGUACAAGAUGGAAUGUCACCGGUUACACCACAGAACCCUGUAUCAAAGCCAUGCAAACUCAGUAUAGAAUCGGGUAAUCCUUGUGAAUGGGUCAGUGAAAGUAACUAUAUGUUCAAAUUGACAGACUUUUUGAAACCGAUAGACAAUUGGCUAUCGAAAAAUCCUUUAUAUCCAGAGAGUUGGAAUCUACAGGCACGCUCUUACCUUCCACACUUGAAAGAUCUUUCGGUUUCACGUCCAUCUUCAAGAUUACCUUGGGGAAUAAGAGUACCCAACGACGAAUCACAGUCGAUCUAUGUAUGGCUAGACGCUCUCACUAACUAUCUGACGGUUGCAGGUGGUUUCAAAGCUCGUUCUGCUGACGGUACCGACAUUGCUUGGAAUCACACCGAUGUUACACACGUCAUCGGUAAAGAUAUCUUAAAGUUUCAUUCGAUCUACUGGCCAGCAUUCCUUCUCGGUACAGGUCUGAAGCUGCCACACAGCAUAGUUACACAUGCACAUUGGACAGUGGAGCGAGUCAAGAUGUCAAAGAGUAGAGGUAAUGUGAUCAGCCCGUUCGACAUCGCCGAGAAAUACGGUAUCGAAGGUGUUCGUUAUUUCCUGCUGAAAGGUGGUGGACUGGAGAACGACGGUGAUUGGUCGGAUCUCGAAGUGAGAUCGCGUAUCACUGCAGACCUCGCGGAUACUUUCGGUAACUUGGUGACACGUUGUACAGCCAAAGCACUACAUCCGAGCAGAGCAUGGCCAACUUGCUUGUCACAGACAUUCGCUGCCACAGCACAGGAACCAAACUCUUUGAGAAUCAUCGAACAAAUGCAGCAGCUCGUAAGUCUUGUGAAUCAACAUUACAAAUGCGGUGAUAUCAAGUCUGGUAUCUAUGAGGUCAUUAACUUUACCUAUGCAACCAACAACUUUGUGGAGCAAACAAAACCAUGGACACUCGUACCAAAACCAGGCAAACAAGCAGGUGACCUAAUGCGACUCAACGAUAUAAUGUAUAUACUAUUGGAAUGUAUUAGAACGAUUGCACUACUUCUCAGCCCAGUCAUACCAGAAUCUUCAAAGAAAACACUUGAUCAUAUAGGUGUAGAUGAAACUCAUCGUAAUAUCAAUCAUAUUCAAUUUGGAUAUGACUAUCCACAGACUUUAGUUCCAAUGAACCCAUUGAUUCUUUUCAAAAAAGAAUAA